AUGGGAACACCUAUGCGCAGUGGAAUGGUAAGAAGACCAAAUGAGACAAUGAGGCUAAUAGUAACAACUUUUAUCAGUAUUGUAUUUGGAUUCUUUUUAGGAGUAUCCUUCCCAACAAUUUCAUUAACCAAGAUGAACCUUCCAUCUACUCUACUUCCAUCCAUUGAUCUUGGUUACAUAGAGGACAAAUACUCAGGCCUCUCAUCACAAGCCCUCUUGAAUGUUUGGUCUUUAAUAAGGCAUCACAAGGGUUUAUCAUCAUACGAACCAGAGGACACAAAGAUAUGGGUGUCAACAAAUCCUCAAGGUGCUCAAAGGCUUCCACCAGGUAUAGUUGCAUCUGAGUCUGAUCUCUACCUCAGAAGACUCUAUGGUAUACCCAGUGAGGAUUUGAUUAUCAAACCAAGGUACCUUGUAACAUUUACAGUGGGUUAUGAGCAGAAGGAAAACAUUGAUAAAGCUGUGAAGAAGUUCUCAGAGAACUUCUCAAUUUUAUUGUUUCACUAUGAUGGACGCACAACUGAAUGGGAUGAAUUUGAAUGGUCAAAGAGAGCUAUACAUGUCAGUGUUCUCAAGCAAACUAAAUGGUGGUAUGCAAAACGGUUUUUGCAUCCAGAUAUAUUGGCACCUUAUGAUUAUAUAUUCAUCUGGGAUGAGGAUCUUGGAUUGGAGGAUUUUGAUGCUGAAAGGUAUAUAAGUUUGGUUAAGAAGCAUGGAUUAGAAAUUUCUCAGCCAGGUUUAUCAGCUAAUAGUGGACUCACAUGGCAAAUGACAAGGAAACGAGAUGAUAGUGAAGUGCACAAAGAAGCAGAGGAAAGGGAUGGGUGGUGCACUGAUCCACAUUUGCCACCAUGUGCAGCAUUUGUUGAGAUAAUGGCUCCUGUUUUCUCCCGGAAUGCAUGGCGUUGUGUUUGGCAUAUGAUCCAGAACGACUUGGUCCAUGGAUGGGGUUUGGACUUUGCUCUUAGGAGAUGUGCCGAGCCCGCUCACGAAAAGAUAGGAGUCGUAGACGCUCAGUGGAUUGUUCAUCAAACGGUUCCUUCACUCGGGAACCAAGGAAAUUCCGAGAAUGGGAAGGCACCAUGGGAAGGGGUGAGAGAGAGGUGUCAAAAGGAGUGGGCAACGUUUCAAUCACGGAUGACAUUAGCUGAAAGAGCGUAUUUAAAGGAGAAGGGGAUCGAAUACAAUACUUCAACGAAUGGUUAGUGGGUUUUGGAUUUUGUUUAAAUUAAAUAAAUUUUAUAAAUUAAUGUAAGUAUCACUAAUGGAGAGACCUAGUUUUGUAGUAUUUGGUAAAUGUGAAACUUUUAAUUCCAUGAGUUUUUUAGUUAA
Molecule: messenger RNA, 1332 nt
Organism: Lactuca saligna
Lineage: Eukaryota; Viridiplantae; Streptophyta; Magnoliopsida; Asterales; Asteraceae
Source: the annotation of a GenBank genome assembly